AUGCCGGCGCUCAAGAUCAACCUCGCACACUGGCGCGACCCGCCCAUCCCGAUCCCAGCGAGCCAGCCCGACGCCGACGCGGCCUUGGCGUGGGUGCUCGCGCUGCCGGAGGAGGUGCAGUCGACCGUCCUCUCGCUCGCCCGCGGCGGCGACGGCGCCGCGCCGCGCCGCGCAGCGGGGAGCAACGCUUACAAGGCCGUCAAGGCCGCCGCGGGAGGCACGGCCAAGAAGAGCCGCGCGGAGCGCAGGGCGGUCCGCGAGGCGGCGCGCACGGCGGCCAGCGCGGCUGGUAAGGCCGCUGGCCCAGCCACUGCUAAGACCAAGACUGCCCGCAAGCCGCGCCCGUCGGCGUUCAAGAAACUCGCAAAGGCGGGAGACGCGGCGGUCCGCCGCAUGUUGCUUGCGAUUGGGGCCGAGCGCGGGCUCGCCCCCCGCCGCGGAGGCUAUCUCGUGUCCGUUGUCGGCGCCAACGCCGUGCUCGGGCGCAUCGCGCGCGAUAUAGGCUUGCUGGUGCUCGCGGGCGCACAUUGCCGCCGCCACCGCGUGCUCCCCUGUGCUGUUGUCGUGACGGACCAGCUUGCCGGGGACGUGUUUGAGGCGGCGCUGGCUGCCAUCCAGUCCGAGUUUGGCUACGACGACGCGUUCACCUGGUUCAAGAGCCUCGCCGUGCCGUGGGUCGAGCAGGCCAUCGCCGCGUACAAGGCUUAA
This is a messenger RNA of Vanrija pseudolonga, 708 nucleotides long. RefSeq lists its product as uncharacterized. Gene Ontology annotation, biological process: RNA processing. Gene Ontology annotation, molecular function: ribonuclease III activity. The transcript has 3 exons. The record is from RefSeq and is a predicted model, not a curated record. Lineage: Eukaryota; Fungi; Basidiomycota; Tremellomycetes; Trichosporonales; Trichosporonaceae. The coding region runs from base 1 to 708 and encodes 235 amino acids.